CUUCCGUCCGGUGCGGUCGUGAUCGUCAUCUGCUCCUGUGCGUGCCCGGCGUGCGUGCGUGCGUGUGUGUGUGUGUGUACGCACUGUUUGUGGCGUGGUCGAUCGUACGCCGCCAUUCGCUGUGUAAAGGGGAGGAUGUAACUGUGCCGGGGCGGAACGUCGAUCGACACCCGUCCGCCCGCGCCCGUUCGGUGAAGGGAAGCUGACACACUGAUCGCUGCAAAAAGUGUGUCUGUGUUCGUGUCUGAGUGUGUGGAACAAAACCAGUGUUGUGCGCCGGCCGGAUAGAAUCCGUCUGUGUAUCUACCACCAAUACCAUCUGUCCACCGGAUUACGACGACGACGACGACGACGGCGGCUAAGCAGCACGUGCAAGAGUGAUGUUGAGUGAAAAUUAGCAAAAAAAGAAUAGAAUUAUCAAAAAAGAAGAGAAAACAUAGUUGGCUUAGAAACGGAAGAUUUUUCCAACGUGUACCAGCCAGUUAGUGUGUGUGUGUGUAUGUGUAGUAGCCCUUGGAUGCCAAUCAAGCAGCAACCUCAGUAUGCCAAAUGUUGUUUUCCCCCUCCCUGGAGCAGUAUCGUGCAAACAAAGUAAAAGUGUUUUUUGAGAUGAAUUUUUCGUAAAGCCUCUGUUUGUACCGAAGCGGUGGAAAAAGCAGCGUGAAGAGAAUUACGUGAUAGAAUUGUUUGAAAAGAGUUGCGCAUUUUUGUCUGCGGGAAGGUGAAACGAUCACCAUAACACAAACCGCACGCAGUUCCGGUGCAGUCGUCGGUCGUCCAGCUGCUUCCCGGAUGGAUCGAUCAGCUAGCGGAAGCAGUUAGUAGCGUUGAAGCUUCGGGACACAUACCUCAACACUGUUCCAAGUUCAUCAUCAUCAUCAUCAUCAUCAUCACAUGAGCAUCACAGUAAAGAAGCCAGCUGAAUGAGUGCGUACAGUUGAUAGAAGGGGCAAACACCUUGCGACACACCUUCCCUCUCGGAUAUACUGGAACCGGAAUCUUCCAACUCGUCCAGAAUGGCGAACUACUUCCUGUGCCUUGUUGUUCAACGGUUGGUUCUGCCGCUCAUUCUCGCAACAUGCGUGCUGAUGAGACCGGUAGGACUGGCCAUUCCAUAUUUGAUAUGCCUAUUAGUAAUACCGUACGUGCCUGUUGCCAACAAGAAAACUAUCCAGGGACCAACUGGACUUUUUAUGAGGCUACUAAUACUGUUUGUCGUGCUCGACCUGGCGGCUGUGAUCGUGUUCCAGCUGAUACUGAUCUCCUUCCCGGGCAGCUCGGUCGAAUCGUGCAGUCUGGGCGAGAUUAUAAUGCGCCACAUUGGGCUGGUGUCGUUCAAUGGGCUCGGUGCCUGGAUGGUGGUGUACUGGUUGGCGCCGGAAGCUAUCCUGCUGGUCGGUGCAGUGACCGUGCACAUCGUGCUGCGGAAGCUGACGGGCGUGAUAGUGCCGAGGCGGAGGCGACGGAGGAGAGGUGCCGACGGUAACACGGCCGAAGAUGACACCGAGCAGGGCGCUGACGCGGAAGGAGAAGGACCAGCGGCUGAGGCCGAGGAGAGCGAACCGCAGACGAGCCUGAUCAGCCCGGAACGGUUGCCCUUCUUCACCACGCUGGGCGUACUGCUGUCGAUGUGUAUGCUGUGCGUGGUCGGCAUCAUACAACCGUCCGCGAUUAGUGGCGUGUACUUUGUGGUGUUUCUCGGUGCUGCCUCCUGGUGGGGAUGCUACAAGAAGCUAGAUAGAGCGUUUGGAAUAGUUUUAAAAAUCGUGCUAGUAGUGCUAGUCAUACACAUCGUGCUGCUGCUAGCGUACCAGAACCCCUGGCCCCAGGAGGUGCUGUACUUUAACGAUACGGCAGCGCGCGUACUCGCCCUGAAGCCGAUCCUGAACUCGUCCUGCAAUCUGGCGAACGGGACCGACAUCCGGGACGUGCACUUCAACUCGGAUCUCGACACGGACGUGUAUCUGAAUCCGAUCUUCCUGCUGCUCUGCUACUACACGCUAACGAUGACCUCAUCGUUGCUGUUACGAACAAGAAGCGAUACUACAAAGGACAGAAAACGGUUGGAUCUGUCCAGUCAGCUCGAGAACGGCAUUAGGCUGCAAAAUCAGAUCUCCUUCCGCAUGCAGCGCAAGAACAUUCUGCGCAAAACGCUCACCAGCGAUCGGUGGCGCGGUGCCGCCCGGAAGGUGAAACUGAUGCGCCGCGGAACGCAUAGAAUUCGAGAUGCGUCGGCGAACGAUGGCAAAGAUUGUGCUCAAACCGAUCAAAUAGCGUUAGAAAGCUUAGAAGAGGAGGAACCUUCGAGCUUCUUCGAGCAGGCACUGCUGGCCAUACGGAAUGUGGCCUCCUACAUUUAUAAGAAUAGUUACAUCUUUACUAAUGUCAUAAUGAUGGUUUGGAGCAUCAUGUACCAUAGUUGGUUAACGUUUGUGCUGCUGCUGUGGGCCAACCUGAUCUGGAUCUUACCGAACCAUCGGAAGAACAUGCUGAACUCCAGCCCGUUCCUGGUAAUAUACGCGGAAGUGCUACUGAUCGCUCAGUUUCUUUACGGGAUGAACCUAACCGAAGCAGAGCUUCCUACGGUCGUAGAGGGUUCCGGUAUCAACCUGGAGCAACUAGGGUUUGUACGACGCACCGAGUAUCCGAUCGUACCACUUCUCGUGAAGUCACUAUUUACCACGAUGUUCUGGAUCUCGCUGCGCCAGCUGAUCCAGGAGAAGCAGACGGAGCGUCGCGAAUCGAUGAUCGCCAAUAUGGCGGCUCCGCUGCAGCUACCGGUUGGGGCAGCAACGACCGCUGCCACAGGGCCACCGUCCGCAACGGAACGACCGCCCGAGAAGAAGUCGUCCGCGAUCGUCGAUCGGAUGGCGAAAUUUUUCCGCUCCUUCAUGAUCAAAUUUUGGAUCUGGGUAGUCGCCCUGACACUCUUUCUGUCCGCCAUCAUUGGCAACCGGAUGACCGUGUUCCGGAUCGUGUACAUGGUGCUGUUCCUGUGCUUUUUACUUUCGUUCCAGUUUUCAUUCAGUGUGUGGCGAAGAGUAAUGUUUACGUUUUGGAUAACCGUCAUCCUGUACUCGAUGGCCAUCUUGAUCUUGGUGUAUCUGCAUCAGUUCGAGCAGUUCCCGCGGUAUUGGGCGGCAAUAGGCAUAUCAAAAGAGUUGCAGGAAGAUAUAGGGUUGGAAAUAUUUAAAACGGGUCAACUAUUCCUACACUUGGUUAACCCAACGUUAGUCGUCAUUAUUACCGUCAUUCAGCUCCACUAUUGUCACGACAGGUUUUUGAUCAUUAGCGAAAUCCCAUCCGUCCAAACCGAAGCAGAACAGUCGGACGAGGAAGACAAGCAAGAACCUGUGGCGCCUGCCACCGAUGGACCCGCCUACGGCACGUUUACGAACGCCGAUAAUGGAGCGAUACAGGACUCGGCAGAAGCUGUUCCUCCUGCUACCGAUACGACCGUGGGACAGAAAACCGAUGCUCAACCCGCUCGGGAGAAGCUUCCGCUCGAGGAGGACGACGAUGAUGAGGAACAGAUUGAAAAGAUUGAAGAUUUUCGCUUCCGGAAGCUCUCCAGACAGGAGAUUACCGGGUUUGCCCGAAAAGCCUGGAAAAUGGCACUCGAUCUGCUGGAGCUAACGUGGCUGUUCUUCGAAAUCCACUUGCUGAAGAUCGUGCUGAUCGUGGCGUUCUCGCUGAGCGUCAACUCGGUCAACUUCCUGCACCUGCUGUACGUGGUGCUUUCCGUGUUCACGGUAAAGGCCCACACGUCCGGCAAGGAUUCGCUCACGUACAUCUACCAGAUCCGCAUAACGCGCAUCAUGUCGCUGUUUUCUGCCAUAAUGCUCAUCAUUACCAUGAUCUAUCAGGUGAAGUACAUCAAGGAGGGCGACUUCCAGAGCGAAUGUCCCAACAUUGACGCGAACACCACGCUCAUGGACAUGAACAAUGCCAAGUGGAUAGGGAUGCGCAAAACGGGCUCGGGUGAAACGCUGUCCGAUCUGUUGCGCCCGUACCUGGUGUACAUUCUGCUAGUGACCGUGCAUCAGGUGAUCAUUCUGCGCCAGACGAUACACCGCAUGCGGCUGGGACGUUCGCCCAAGACGCCGUCGCUAAUGUUCCCGAACAUAGUGCGGGCCGACGCGGACAAGGAUAUACCGCGCAUGAUCAAGUACCUGUUCAACUACGGGUACUACAAGUUCGGCAUUGAGAUAUCGCUCGUCGCGCUAAUCGUGGUGGUGGGGAACCGUAUGGACGUGCUGUCCAUUUUCUACGCCAUCUGGCUGGCGGUCAUGUUUCAUAUGACGCGCGACGGCCUGCAGCGGCUGUGGAGAUGGCUGACGUGGUUCAUCGUGGCCGUCAUCCCGAUCCAGUACGUGCUGUUCGUGGGGCUGCCACCGUUCGCGUGCGUCAACUAUCCGUGGUUCGUGCCGCAGCUGGACCACUUCCGCAUCUGGGCGAUGCUGCCGGAAAAUUCGUACGAGUUCCGCAGCUUCGCCAACAAGAUGGUGUCGGACUUUGUGCUGCUAAUGUUUCUGUGCCGGCAGACGGUGGUGUUUCGGUUGGAGCGGGAGCCCCCGCGUCGAUUUGGCGGCGGUAGCAAUCAGUCGGUGCUGGGCGAUUUUCAAAAGCUGGACGAGGGCAACUUCCAGAACCCAACGCCGGACUUCAUCACGAAGGUGCGCAACUGGUUGGAUAUGCUGAAGCGGACGCUGUUUUUGGUGUCGUUCUGGUUCACGCUGGCGGUAGUGUUUCUGUCCGGAUCGAGCCGGGUAAACCUGUUUUCAAUCGGUUACCUUAUUGGGGCGUUCUUUUUCCUCUGGCAAGGGACGGACUUUUAUCUCCAUUCGAUCGAGUAUAUCUUGAAGCGAUGGAACAUUCUCAUAUGCUACAACGUGUUCGUCAUCGGUGCCAAAGCGUUUCUGCAGCUAUUCGGCUGCCUGUUCCUGGAGCAGCUGGUUAACAACAACUGCUGGGUAAUGCAACUGUUCGGUAUGAACUGUCUGUCCUCAGCACUUCCACCCCUCCCACCCGGUACGGUAGAUCCGGGCGAGCAGUGCAACAUACCACCUGCCUCCGAUGCCGGACUGUUCUGGGACGGGAUGUGUUUCGCCUUUCUACUGCUGCAGCGGCGCCUCUUCUCAAGCCAUUACUUCUGUCACAUCAUCAACGAGUCGAAGGCCAGCAAAUACUUGGCAUCGAGGGGUGCCGAGCUCAUCGAGGAGUUGCGUAUCAAGGAAAGUGCCCAGGAGGCGGAACGCGAACGGCAAAUACUGGAGAAGAUCAAAGCCAAGAUGGAUCGCAUCAAAGCGACGCAGCAGAAAAUACUGGAGGCUGUGCAGGACCCGGCUACGCAUGCCAUAGGCUACCACACGCCGAUAGAGGACGAGCUGGCGGCAAACUCAAUGUUCAUCGAGGGCGAGGGCCUAUCGGACAUGCCGUCGGACAAUGGUGGACUGACGGUUGGGCGAGGCUCGUACCAAACGCAGAUACCCUCGCCAAGCUCCGCGCUGAUGACAGUGUCGCUGGAUGCUUAUCUGGACCCGCAGCGAAUGUCCUUCGACUCACCGAACGAUUUGAUGGCGCGUGUGUGCAGCCCCGACGAUACGUUCCCCGUUUUUUCGCCGCCACCGUUUGAAAAGGAUCCGAGGGAGCCUUUAAGCUCGGCAGCAGCACCGUACGUGACCACCACUACUGCGAACACCCUUAUGCCACCGCCAAAAACGGCUCUACAGACGCGUCAGCAUCGUCGACAGUCGAGUUUGAAUGCUGUCUCGUGGCCAGCGAACAAUGAGCUUACUGUCAGCCCGAAGGCGCAACAUCGAGCCGUUCCAAGUGGCAACAUCAACAUCCCAACAGAAGACCCAACAACCGAACAGCAGCAACCUUCCCAAUCACCGCGUUCGCCUCGCUCACCUCGAUCGGCGACGUUCGCGCCGAAUCAACCGCGCCAUCGGCGCCUGUCGAGCAUGGGAUCCGGGUCCGGCCUGCCGGACGAGCUGACCGCUGGCGGCGACGCAAUCGGAGCGCGCCGUCGCUCGAGCUUCCUGGUGUCGCUGUUCGUGGACGAGGACAAUACUACGCGUUACGACGAGGUCACGACGACCGCGAACGGUGGCCCCACCUCUCGGCGACGGUCGCGCUCGCGCAGCUACUGGGGCCCGGUCGGUGAGGCCGGUCUGCGGGACUCGAUCCGUUCGGCCCGGUCGCGGUCGCCCGUCUCGCACCACGAGUCCAUACGAUCCGGUGAUUAUUACAUGUUUGAGGAUGUGGAGCAAGAGUUCGAGCUGGAUCUGAUGGAACCGCACGAGUACGACGAUGAGUUGGACGAAAGAUCCCAGAAAGAUCAACGGCUGCGGCGAAGACUAACGCUCGGAAGGUUGGCCGCCCAACUGCGCAAGCAAAGGCAGAAGGAGGUGUACGAGCUUGCGUACGGCAAGCGCGAUGCUAACGAACUCGAGGAUGAUGAUGAUGACGACGACACUAAUGCGGCGGUCGAUCAGCCUCUUACGCUAGCGUCCAGCGAUCUGCCGGCGGAGGAGGAUCAGGCCCAGCCACCGGCACUGCGGCGACGGCGCCUCUCGUCGCCGGUCGUACUGAGGCGUGACCAUCCGACGCACACUGACCAUCGCGGCACAGACGACCGAACGGCUGCACUGGAACGGUCCGCUCUUUCCGAACCUUUACCACCAAUAGAGGCACAGUAUCCACCACCACCACCACCACCACCACUACCAACACUACCACAGACAGCUCAUUCAGGUACUCGGCUACGCAAGCCCACUGCUCUGGAUGCUCCGGAUGCUCAAACGGCCGGCCCAAGCAAGGAACUGCACGCCCAACACUCAAUAACCGACGAGGAGGCCCGCCUGCUAAGCGACGAGGAGGAUGAGGUGGAAGGCCGCAAGGAGGCAGACGUCGCCGAGGAGAAGAAGAGCAAGUUUUCCCUGUCCGGGCUGGCCCUAAUACCGGCCUUCCUGGCGGGUGUCGUCGGUUCGGUGACGCUAAGGUUACACCGUGCGUCACGCAACUAUCGGUACGUGAUGCGCGUGCUGACCCGUGAAAAGCAGGUGCUGAAGGAGACGCCCGGCUUUGGUGUUGGGGUGCGCGAUAAGGACGGCGUAUGGACGCACUACAUCUCGCGGUCGGGCAGUAGUACCUCACCCAAGCCCGAAGAAUCGCCUCCACCGUCCGGCGGCACGGUACGGUCGGGCGGUUCUAGUAGCGACGGCGGCGGUGGUAGUCUGUCGUCCCGUACAGGAUCACUCGCCUCGCUCAGUAGACAAUUGCACAGUAGUAACAUUAACGACAACACCGACUACGAGCGGGACUACGCGGAAGCGGAACAGCCGGCAUCGGCCGUGCCUUCAUCGCCGGCCGUAACGUUCACGGUGUCGGAGGUGCAGCCCGACACGGCGACGGAAAGCGACGCGAAAGCUAACACGAUACGCGAUCUGCAGGUGUACACCGGUGCAGAGCGGCAGCCGGUGGAUGAUGGACUGCAUACAGUGAGUGGAUUGGGAGCAGCUCUAGCAAUGAUCAGUCGUAAAGAUCCACUCAGGGAAGAAAUCGAAUCGUAUUACCAACACCGUAGGCGCAGUACUAGCUUACUACCCGAGAUACUCAUCUCGGCCCCGUCGGCCGAACGCGGUCUGGACGAGGAUGGGAUACCGUACCGCUACUAUUCCAAUGAUACACUGGACAGCAAAACCGACGGCAGCUCAACUGAAGCCGUCAAGCGUACGCUGGACGAGGUGAGCUCCGAAGAGGACUUCUCAUCGCGCAAACAUUCCGUGCUGUUCGAGCUGUUCCAGGCGGCCUGGUACGCGAUCAUGUCCCAUACCGACUUCAUAUGCUACUUUGUAGUAUUCCUGAACCAGGUUAACUCAGCCAGCCUGCUGUCACUACCACUUCCUCUGCUGGUGACGCUCUGGGGCACGCUGACCUUCCCCCGGCCGGCACAAACCUUCUGGACGAUGCUGAUCGCCUACACGCAGAUGGUCGUGCUGGUGAAGUGUAUCGGGCAGUUUGAGAUGUUCUGGUGGAACCAAACGCCGAUCCCUUCGAACCAACCGUUCCAUGUGGCGCGGCUGUUCGGUAUCGAACGCAAGGAUGGCUACGCAACGUACGAUCUGAUCCUGCUGCUGAUGCUGUACUGCCAUCGGUUCAUUCUAAAGUCGCUAGGACUGUGGAAAUCGGACCCAACGGAAGAGCCGGCCCUGUCCGAGGGGCUGUACCAGGUCGAUCCGAACGACGAACGCGCCAAGGCUCUGAUGGCGUUGGCAGAGGAAAAUGAAAAGAAAAAACAUCGCCGAGAGUAUUUGAAAAACUUAAAAAAAGCACUCGAACAAGCAAAAUAUCGUCCACUGAUGGAUGUUAGAAACGAUCGAAAAGUUCGAAGAUCACGAAGGGAAACGGUGAUAAUAUUUCUCAAAAGUCACACCUCCUUCAUACGAAAACUUGUUUCAAACGAAAGUGCUCGAAUGCUUAUACCGCAGUUGCUCGAAAAAAUGUCUCUCAGUGUAGCUCAGUUUUGUAUCACUGAAGAUCCAUUCGGGCGUGAAACGUUGGAAAUACGUCCACCGGAAGAGCUGACUGGACUGUCGAUGGUGAAGAUCAACGAAAAGGCGGGCACGAUCGUCGAGGAACCGAUCGGAGAGGAAUCAAACGUGCUCUGCGUAUCGAUACACCCGGAACCAGCCAAGAAAUACUUCCCGCAGAUAGCGAAGGAAGCAUUCCUGCGCUACUCGGCCGCCCUGAAAGCGUUCUUCGUGCAGCUGCUCGAUCGGCAGUCGCGAAAAACGACCGACGUGUACGGGUACAUGUUUUUGUGCGAUUUCAUCAACUUCUUCGUCAUUCUGUUCGGCUUUUCGUCCUUCGGGACACAAGACGGCGAUGGGGGCGUACUGUCGUACUUUGAGGAAAACCGCGUGCCCGUCACCUUCCUGCUGAUGCUGAUCAUACAGUUCUUCCUGAUCGUGGUCGACCGGGCGCUGUAUCUGCGCAAAAACAUCCAGGGCAAAAUCAUCUUCCAGUUCAUACUGAUCAUCGGGCUGCACGUGUGGAUGUUUUUCGUGCUGCCCGCGACGACCGAGCGCAACUUUAAUGCGACCACACCGCCCGUCCUGUACUACAUGAUCAAGUGUUUCUAUCUGCUGUUUUCGGCGUACCAGAUACGGUGCGGCUAUCCGGCCCGCAUUUUGGGCAACUUCCUGACGAAGGGCUUCACGAUGGCUAACUUCUCCGGGUUCAAGCUGUUUAUGACGGUGCCAUUCCUGUUCGAGCUGCGCACGCUGAUGGAUUGGAUCUGGACGGACACGUCGAUGACGCUGUUCGAUUGGCUCAAGAUGGAGGACAUCUUUUCGAACGUGUAUCAGCUGAAGUGCAUGCGGCAGCUGGAGGAAGAUUUGCCGGCACCGCGCGGCCAGAAGAAGGGCGCAAUGGUGAAGUAUCUGAUGGGGGGUGGUAUGAUGUUGGGCAUUAUCUUUCUCAUCUGGUUCCCGCUGGCCCUGUUUGCGUUUAGCAAUGCGGUCGGUCAGCCGAACAUUCCGCACGACGUGUCGGUGGAGCUGCGCAUCGGGACGUACGAGCCGGUGUACGCGAUGAGUGCACAAAACAAUAGCAUUUAUGGUCUCACACCAAACAAUUGGUCCAACUUUACGGCACCCUUCAUGGAGCGAUCGGCCCAAACGUUCCUCUCCAACUACGAACCUGCCGACGUGGCGGCUGUACAGCUCGGCAUAAGCUCUGCGUCGAUCUGGAACAUUUCCCCGCCCGAUCGGAACCGGUUGCUGUACGAUCUGAUCAACAACGUGACGCUAACGUGCCGCUUCCGGUACACGAUCAGCCGGAUGACCAACUCGAAGGAAAACCCGGGCGUCAUCUCCGAGGAGCGCACCUACCAGCUGUACGACGGGCCGGCCCGGCAGGCGCUCAUCAAUUCGCUCAGCCGAACGAAACCGGACGAAAUGGCGGUGCUGAUGAACAUUAUGCCCAAGUUUCUGCGCGUCCAAAACAGUGGCUCGAUACGGCCCGUUCAUCAGCUGGUUAAAACGGCUGACGGCGAUGAUGACGAAGAGAACUAUCGCAACGUGCAGCUACGGCAGCUGUACAUGGACGAAACGUCCAACACGAGCUGGUGGCAAGCGAUGGAGGACUGUUCGGACACGCUGUACGAGAAGUACUUUUCCCGGCUGCCGUAUGCCGACUGCACCAAUUUUCUGGUGAUUUACAUGUUCAACGACAAGAUAUUCCCCAGCACCAUCAGCUCGAUUGCGGCGGGCGGCAUUAUCGGCAUCUACUCGACGAUGAUACUGGUGUUCUCGCGCAUGCUGCGCACGAGCAUCUUUUCCGGCGCGAGCUCCAAAAUCAUGUUCGAGGAUCUGCCGUACGUCGACCGGGUGCUGCAGCUCUGUCUCGACAUCUAUCUCGUGCGCGAAUCGUCCGAGUUUACGCUGGAGGAGGAUCUGUUUGCCAAGCUGCUGUUCCUGUACCGGUCGCCCGAGACGAUGAUCAAGUGGACGCGGCCAAAGAAUGAGGGCGGCGGCGACGACGAAACGGACACGAUGACCGAUCAGCCCGAAACGCACCCGAAGCAGGAGUAGGGAGGAGAUGAUAUUUUGUUGUUUUUUUUGUGAUACAAAGCGAACUUACUGCUACUGUUAGGGCGUGGCGUGUGCGACACGUGGUCCGUUGUGGAAGGUGUUUUGAAGUUGGACACUUUUAUUGAUCGUUGUUAAGUUAUUGGGGCGAACAGUUGCAUACAACUGCAUACAUAACAAGCAAUAAACGGUAGAAGAGAGGUAGGCAGGAAACGUGCAUUACGACAGUGGAUUUAAAGUGGACGAGCAGACAGCAGACAAUCGACAGCCGGCAGCGUGGUUUAGUUUAGUGUGGUAACAAUUGUAAACGCAGCAAACAAAGUGGCACAGCUAAUGUGUGUUACCUGUACAUAGAAGACAUCAAAACGGCGCCAAACAUUACGAAACGAAACGUUUACAUUUACAAUUAUGCUAGAAUUUAAUUCGCAAUGCUAGUCGAACGCGGAGCCCGAUUUCCCCUUGUUAAUGUAGGGUCAGAGAGAGAGAGAUAGGGGGAGAGAGAGAGAGAGAGAGAGAGAGAGAGAGAGAGAGAGAGAGAGAGAGAGAGAGAGAGAGAGAUUCACAUGUGCAUUAUUAUCGUAAUUUAUAUUCGCUUAUCAACCCCACCCCUCUUCGGAUUCGAAACGGUUUUUUGCAUACAUCAGAAACGAUUAUUACGGUCGCUGUGGGGCUUUGCCGUUGCUUCCAGAGACCACCUCCCCCCCCCCCCCCCUUCCCAGUCAACCACCCCUCUCGAAUUUGUUAUUUCACAUCUCCUUUUUGCAGCAGCAUUUCAUCUCAUUUUCUAGUGCGUAAUUCAAUCGAAAUUUGUAACAUUUAAAAAUAAAGCGGAAAACCAAUGCCGGAACUGGAACUUUUCCGGGUGAAGUUGAA
Molecule: messenger RNA, 11471 nt
Organism: Anopheles merus
Lineage: Eukaryota; Metazoa; Arthropoda; Insecta; Diptera; Culicidae
Gene: Piezo
Product: piezo-type mechanosensitive ion channel component
Exons: 34
Coding region: 1017-10601 (3194 amino acids)
Source: RefSeq, a predicted model, not a curated record